This is a messenger RNA of Phialemonium atrogriseum, 1333 nucleotides long. RefSeq lists its product as uncharacterized. Lineage: Eukaryota; Fungi; Ascomycota; Sordariomycetes; Cephalothecales; Cephalothecaceae. The record is from RefSeq and is a predicted model, not a curated record. The transcript is spliced from 4 exons. The coding region runs from base 438 to 947 and encodes 169 amino acids.
UCACCACACGAAUUAGCCACGCGAUAAUAUAGGACGGAGGUGAUAAAAAAAAAAUAGAGAUCUGCAACUCUAUUGGUGUCCAUUUUCCGGACCAUCUGCCGACCUCCAAGGAAGCAACCCAUGGCGGUCAUGAUCAAUCUAAUAGGUUAUUGACGAAUUAGCUGUGGUAUACCUAGUUCCGCGAAAUGAGGAGAUUCCCUUAGAUUCGGAGGACUGUCUAGAUCUAUCGGUGUGACCCGGGAUUUCACUACUAAUUAGCCUCGUACGUAUGCCGGAAAUUGACCCCCGGAGACCUGGUGCUUUACGGGAAUGAAAUCUGGGGCCCCCCAUAUAAACGCCCGCCCCUCCGUCGCUCGGGCUGACCUGACCUGACGAUGCCGCGCUCCCACCUCAUCCAACCUUGAAAAGCAGGACAAUAAGACGUACAUAAAAUCAAGAUGUUGACCACCUCACUCCUCGUGCUCGCGCUCGCCGCGACUGGGUUCGCCCAGGCCCCCGAGGGCUACCGCACCGUGUACAUCACCUCUAAAGUGGACCCCAAGUUUGUCAUAGUACCAAAGGCGGCCACGAGCGGUAGCGGCACCGUUGUCCAGACUCUCACCAACAAGCCGGAGCAGCAGUGGUAUCUCAAAGAGGGCAGCAGCACAAUCCAGUUGGCGGGUACCACACUCUGCAUGGAUGCAGGUGCCAAGGCCAACUGGAAGGACAUGGGAAGCAUCUCCCUGGCCGAGUGCGACGCGACCUCGCCAAGCCAGCAAUGGGACGUCAUGGCCGACGGGCGCAUCGCCCUCGCUGCUUCGAGCCCACAGGAGUGUAUCGAUCUCCAGUACAUGAGGGCCACGGCCAACAACCCCGUCGGUCUGUACGGCUGCGCGGGACUGGGGAAUGCCGGCGCCGCGGACAAGGGCAUCAACUGGCCGCUCGUCGAUGCCACUGAUGCUGCUUGAAGGGGGUAACCGUGUGGCGGUCUCUUGGUCGUAAGAUGGGAAGCUACAAGGGUGUAUAUAGGGAUUGGAUGGAUGGGCCUAGAAACUCGAGCUCUCGUUGCCAAUAUCAAAGGGAUGCAUUGCUGGAAGCAAUCCUUUUCAUGUGCCCAUGCUCUCUGCGAUAGCAGAAAACGAUGUUAGAUUCUGCGCUAUGAGUUGUUGCGCUGGGCCAGUGUCCUUCGCUGGUGGCGUAGACGGCUUCUCGGUUCCUAGGUAUUUCAAGAUGGCCCCACAAUAUGGUGCUCUUCAUGUUUCUUUGAACCGUAGGGACUUCGCCUUGGUAGCUUCCAUGCUUGUCCCAAUUCUACUUGUCCAUUCACGGCAAUGAGGACCCUGCCGUUGUGAAG